Cuscuta epithymum is the source of this 2650-nucleotide messenger RNA. NCBI's taxonomy places the organism in Eukaryota, Viridiplantae, Streptophyta, Magnoliopsida, Solanales, Convolvulaceae. The record is from the annotation of a GenBank genome assembly.
UAGAAAACAAAAAUCGAAGGCAAAGGGUGAACAAAAUUAACUCCGGUUGAACCUGAUAAAAGGCAGACCGUUUGGAAAGAGAAAGGAAACAGGGAAAGAGUCGAGGGAGGAGAGAGUUAACAUAAGGAGAGCAGUCUCUUUUUCUUUCUUCUUCCCCCUCUCUGUUUCCUGUAUUGGAUACUCAUCAUCUUUGUCUUCUGCAGAGAUGAUUUCCUUAAAUGGGCCCGCUUUCAUGACAAUUUCGGGGAUUUCGAGGUGCUUGACACAGUCACAGUGUCAGAGAAAAUUUUCAGCUCCGUCGGUGGUUGCAGCCGUCAGCUCGAACGGCCGACCCGGAGACCGAAAUGUGAACGUCGCGAUGGGGAGUGCUCUGAAGGAGAUGACCGAAACCGCAGCUGUCGUGGAGAAGGAGACCAAAUCCACCGUCACCGGCGGAGUUGGAGAUGUGUACGGCGAGGAUGCUGCCACCGAGGAUCAAACGACAACCCCUUGGACUGUCUCUGUUGCAAGUGGAUACACAUUGUUGCGUGAUCCACACUACAAUAAAGGCCUUGCUUUCAAUGAUAAAGAAAGGGAUGCUCACUACUUGCGCGGACUUCUUCCUCCCGUGGUUGUUAGUCAUGACCUUCAGGUUAAAAAGAUGAUGCACACUCUCCGUCAGUAUGAUUUACCAUUGCAGAGGUACAUGGCCAUGAUGGAUCUGCAGGAGAUGAAUGAAAAGCUAUUUUACAAGCUUCUUAUUGACAAUGUUGAAGAGCUUCUUCCAAUUGUCUAUACUCCCACUGUGGGUGAAGCUUGUCAAAAAUAUGGAAGCAUCUUUAGGCGACCUCAAGGCCUUUUUAUAAGCUUGAAAGAACGGGGGAGAAUUCUUGAGGUAAUGAAAAAUUGGCCUGAGAAAAAAAUUCAAGUCAUUGUUGUCACUGACGGAGAAAGAAUUUUGGGACUUGGUGACCUUGGUUGUCAGGGCAUGGGGAUACCUGUAGGAAAGCUCUCAUUGUAUACUGCUCUUGGGGGCAUUCGACCCUCUGCUUGCUUACCUGUAACCAUUGAUGUGGGUACAAACAACGAGAAGUUGCUAAAAGAUGAGUUUUAUAUUGGUCUCAGACAAAAGAGAGCAACUGGGCAGGAAUAUGCUGAACUCAUUGAUGAAUUUAUGGCUGCCGUCAAGCAGAUGUAUGGGGAGAAAGUGCUUAUUCAGUUUGAAGACUUUGCAAAUCAUAAUGCAUUUGAUCUUCUUGCAAAAUAUGGCCCUAGUCACCUUGUUUUCAAUGACGAUAUACAGGGCACAGCAUCUGUAGUGCUUGCAGGGCUUAUAGCAGCACUAAAGAAAGUUGGGGGCACAUUAGCUGAGCACACUUUUUUAUUCCUUGGGGCCGGAGAGGCAGGCACUGGUAUUGCUGAACUCAUUGCACUUGAGAUUUCAAAACAGACUGGAGCUCCCGUUGAAGAAGCUCGGAAGAAAAUAUGGUUGGUAGACUCCAAGGGGUUGAUUGUUAGGUCCAGGCUGGAGUCACUUCAGCAAUUUAAAAGGCCGUGGGCCCACGAACACGAGCCCGUAAAGAAACUUUUGGAUGCAGUCAAAGCAAUUAAACCAACAGUCUUGAUUGGAUCUUCUGGAGCUGGGAGAACGUUUACUAAAGAAGUCAUUGAAUCUAUGGCUUCCUUCAACAAGAAACCUAUCAUUCUUUCUCUCUCAAACCCAACAUCACAGUCGGAGUGUACUGCAGAAGAGGCUUAUACUUGGAGUAAGGGACGAGCUAUUUUCGCUAGUGGAAGCCCAUUUCCCACAUUUGAGUACAAGGGAAAGAGUAUAUCGUCUGGUCAGGCAAACAAUGCAUAUAUAUUCCCUGGGUUGGGUCUUGGACUGAUCAUUUCGGGCGCAAUCCGUGUACAUGAUGACAUGCUUCUUGCAGCCUCGGAAGCUCUCGCUGCGGAGGUCACACAAGAAAACUUUGACAAAGGACUCAUAUACCCUCCAUUUUCCAACAUCAGAAAAAUUUCAGCUCAUAUCGCUGCCAAAGUAGCAGCCAAAGCAUAUGAACUUGGUUUGGCGACGCGUAUACCCCAACCAGAGAACUUGGUAGCAUAUGCUGAGAGCUGUAUGUACAGCCCCUCCUACCGCAGUUUUCGCUAAGCUGAUGCAAUGAUCAAUAUAAUAUAUACAGAUACCAGUUUCGUUUCAGGAUUAGAUACUGUUUUUACUUGUGCUGAUUCCCCUUCAGUAAAAAGCAGGGGAAUGUUAGAUUGGCAAAUGCAUUAUAGUGAAGAUGUUGUUCCUGGAAAAGAAGAAUAAUAGUAAUAGUAAUAAUAGCAGUCUGCUUUAAAACAUUUGUAAGCAUUUCUUCAUCCGUUGUGGGUUUACUUGGUUUAGUUGAAACUUGAAAGGCAUAACAUCAAAAACCAUGUUGUAACUUUUGGAAGAGUUAAUUACUUCAAUGUAUCUACACCUCAAUGAGAUUUGGUCAAAUCAUCAAGUGACCCUUGCCUAGAGAGUGUUAAAAUCACAAACGAGGUGAUUUACUGGCAGGUUUUUUUAUAGCUCCUUUAUUUGACAUCGAAAGAUUGCAAGAUAUAAUGCCAUGCUCUGUAUUAACAGAAGAUUUAUAGUUUUUGAUGGAUUUUCAGUUGAAAAAUCUAGAGUUUUCCCAAA